AUGCCGGCCAUUCCUCAUUUUUCUUCGCUUCUUUACUGGGCAUUCUACCUGGUCCCGGUCUAUCUAUUCAUAAUUGUCCCGGGUCUUCGCGCUCUCUUUCCACACCAAACCCCAGGCCCGUUACUGCAAGAUGACUUCUACGACGACGAAUUUACUGGCGGGCUAGAGUCUGUGGCGGACGACACAGAGUAUGCGGCGCUCAGCUGCCCCGAGGACCCUUACCGCGUACACAUAUUUUCUCGCACGCCGUUGAUUGUAUAUAUUGAAAAUUUCCUGAGCGAAUCCGAGACAAAUCACCUGCUGGAUGUGAGUGAAGGCAAAUACAAGCCGUCGAGCAUAUACAACGGCGAUUCCGAACGAGUUGAUUUUUCUGUGCGCCGUUCCGACCGCGCUCUACUCGACCGCGACAAUGUCGUGCGGUGCUUGGAAGAACGAGCCCGGUCGUUCCAGGGCUGGCGGCCCUAUCUACAUAUCGAGCAGAUGUGGACGCAAAGAUACAACGUCUCGGGUCACUAUCGACACCAUUUCGAUUGGUCGGGGUCUGGCGGCGCGGGCGACCGCGUGAGCACGUUCAUGGUAUACUUGCAAAUGAAUGGUACGGGCGGAGGGACGAAUUUCCCUCGCUUACGGAGGCCUAGGGGUGCAGAAUGGUGUCGGUUCAUCGAAUGCGAUGACGUUACUGGCAAGAAUAGUCCAGAUCGCCUCAAAGGUAUCACGUUCAAACCAAUCGAGGGGAAUGCCAUCUUUUGGGAGAAUCUCCGCGCGGACGGCUCUGGGUACCUGGAGACUUGGCAUGCGGCGUUACCAGUGUUGUCUGGGACCAAGGUGGGAAUGAAUAUAUGGAGUUGGAACCAGCCGCCGAGUCGGUAG
Talaromyces proteolyticus is the source of this 870-nucleotide messenger RNA. RefSeq names its product putative oxidoreductase. The coding region runs from base 1 to 870 and encodes 289 amino acids. Gene Ontology annotation, biological process: peptidyl-proline hydroxylation to 4-hydroxy-L-proline. Gene Ontology annotation, molecular function: procollagen-proline 4-dioxygenase activity; L-ascorbic acid binding; iron ion binding. The transcript is spliced from 2 exons. NCBI's taxonomy places the organism in Eukaryota, Fungi, Ascomycota, Eurotiomycetes, Eurotiales, Trichocomaceae. Gene Ontology annotation, cellular component: endoplasmic reticulum. The record is from RefSeq and is a predicted model, not a curated record.